AUGGACGACACCCGGGCCUGGCACCACGGAGGGACCAUGAACGGAGUGGCCACGCGCGGCGGGCACAGGUCUGGCCACUCCAGGGGCAGAGGUCAAGCAGAGCCCGGGCUCCUGGUGGGAGGGGGUGGGAGUCCCACCGUCUGGCCCCGUCUGAGUCCAGGCUGCCUCCUGUCCCGGGUGCAGGGCCCGUCCGCCACUGCCCGGCGGCACUCGGCCACGGCAGCCCACACUGCAGAGGCAGCCGGGAUGGCAGAGGGUAGCCGCCUGCGCUGGGGACCACAUUGCCAGCAGCUCCUGCCCAGCAGAGCGCCCGUCACCGCACUGCUGCCCCCACGCCUGGACGGGCCCUGGAUCUCCACUGGCUGCGAGGUGCGCCCGGGACCCGAGUUCCUCACCCGCUCCUACACCUUCUAUCCCAACCGCCUCUUCCGCGCCUACCAGUUCUACUACAGGGACCCCUCGUGCCGGGAGCCCGCCCACUCACUGCUCAUCAAGGGCAAGGUGCGCCUGCGCCGGGCCUCCUGGGUCACCCGGGGCGCCACCGAGGCCGACUACCACCUGCACAAGGUGGGCGUCGUCUUCCACAGCCGCAGCGCCCUGCUCGACGUGGCUGGGCGCCUGGACCAGAGCCGGGCUGGCCGGGCCUGCGCGCACCGCCUGCCCGCCGCCCGGGCCUGGCUGCCGGGGGCCCUGUACGAGCUUCUGGGUGCCGGGGCUGAGCGGGACUGCGCGGCCGCCUUGGGCUUCACCAUGCACGAGCUCAGCCUGGUCCGUGUGCAGCGCCGCCUGCAGCCCGAGCCCCGGGACGCGCCCCGGCUGGUGGAGGAGCUCUACCUGGGGGACAUUCACACCGACCGGGCGGAGCGGCGGCACUACCGGCCCACCGGUUACCAGCGCCCGCUGCAGAGCGCCCUGCACCACGCCCGCCCCUGCCCGGCCUGCAGCCUCAUCGCCCGCUCCGACGAGCACCACCCACCCGUGCUGCCCCGCCAGGCGGCCCUGCCCCUGCGCCUGGGCGGCCGCUGGGUCAGCCCCGGGUGCGAGGUGCGCCCUGCCGUGCUCUUCCUCACCAGGGUCUUCACCUUCCAUGGGCACAACCGCUCCUGGGAAGGGUAUUACCACCACUUCUCGGACCCCACCUGCCGGCAGCCCACCUUCACCGUUUACGCAGCCGGCCGCUACACCAAGGGCACGCCGUCUGCCAGGGUUCGUGGCGGCACCGAGCUGGUGUUCCAGGUCACGCGAGCCCGUGUCACCCCCAUGGACCGGGUCACCACGGCCAUGCUCAACCUCUCCGAGCCGAGCAGCUGUGGUGGCCCGGGGGCCUGGUACCUGGGAGCGGAGCGGGAUGUCACCGCCACCAACGGGUGCCUGCCGCUGGGCAUCCGGCUCCCCCACGUGGAGUACGAGCUCUUCAAGAUGGAGGAGGGCCCCCUCGGGCAAAGCCUGCUCUUCAUCGGACAAAGGCCCACUGACGGCUCCAGUCCCGACACCCCGGAGAAGAGGCCCACAUCCUACCAAGCACCCCUGGUGCUCUGUGACAGGGUGGCCUGGGGCUUCUCCAGGCCUCCGCAGCACAGGCCUCUGCCGCAGACGCCCGUCAGUGGUGGGGGGCUGGGCCCCCCAGCGGCCCCUCUCCCCUUCCUGCUUCUGGUUCUCGGGCUGGCCUUCCUCCAGUGGCUAUGA
Globicephala melas (long-finned pilot whale) is the source of this 1686-nucleotide messenger RNA. It is a transcript of the gene APCDD1L, whose product is annotated as APC down-regulated 1 like. The record is from RefSeq and is a predicted model, not a curated record. Gene Ontology annotation, molecular function: Wnt-protein binding. Gene Ontology annotation, cellular component: plasma membrane. Gene Ontology annotation, biological process: negative regulation of Wnt signaling pathway. NCBI's taxonomy places the organism in Eukaryota, Metazoa, Chordata, Mammalia, Artiodactyla, Delphinidae.